Arachis duranensis is the source of this 3628-nucleotide messenger RNA. RefSeq lists its product as uncharacterized. The transcript is spliced from 15 exons. The record is from RefSeq and is a predicted model, not a curated record. Lineage: Eukaryota; Viridiplantae; Streptophyta; Magnoliopsida; Fabales; Fabaceae. The coding region runs from base 71 to 2158 and encodes 695 amino acids.
AACAACUACCUUCUAGUCUGACCGGUCCAUACAUAAGGCAUCAAGGCAAUAGCAAUUCUGAGUUCUGAGAAUGUUUCCGGCGGGGGAACUCUCAUGGCUUUGCCGCCUAGUCGUCGAGACUCUCAACCCCUACACAGAACCAGACGCCUUCUCUUCAAUUUGCAAACAGAAGGAGAAGGAGCUUCUACUCGCUUCUUCUCAGGUCGUGAGAAAAAUUCAGCUGCGGAUUCGAGAGUUCGAUUCUCAUAUAGAGAGCACAGCGACGAAACCUGUUCCAAACGACGACGGUUUAUUCUGUUCGGACCACCAUUUUUCGGCUCAUCAAUGUCUCUCUGCAAUUGUAACCAAAAUGAUGACUUUGCUAACUAUCAAGGAUGAAUUUGUUCGGCAUGUGGCUGUCAAUGCACUUGUCUUAACUUCACAGUUUGUGCUCAAGUCGGGUAACAAAUGGGAUGAGUUUAUAAAGUUAUGGUGUCGGUUAUUAGAGAUGUCGAUUACUAAAAUGCUGCUGCCUUUGUCUACACAUUAUAUCGGAUCCGAAAAAUGUGGUUUUGAUUCAUCAGAUGUCAAUCUUCUGAUGCAAUUUGGAUUGAAGAAUUGUGAUUGGUCUACUGUUGCUGGCAUCACUCAAGUGUUGCGUGUUAUAUGCAAGGGUUUGAAGGAGGAAGAUUAUGAUGAUGAGCUUUUGAAAGUGUACUAUGACUCUGUCAAUUCUUGUUUCUCAAAGGUUCCUUGGGAUUUAUUGGAUGAAUAUUGGAGUAGGGAUAUUGAUGGUAGUAAUGAAAGCUCUGAUUCCGGCGCUUUAGAGCCUCGUAUCAAGUUUCUUGGGGCUUUUCUUCAGUUACUAUGCUCUUUAAUUGACCGCAAUGACUUUUGGGAAACUGAUUGUGAAUCUGCUUAUGCUAAUAAACAUCCACUUAUUGGCAAAAUCUGUAAUCUUAUACCUAGACUUGUUACUUGGUGUCUUGUGAAGCAAGAAGAUAGAGCUGACACAUGCAUUGUUCAUUACUUGAAACACAAGUUGCUGACCCUGAUGAUCAGACUUGGCUCACUGAUAUCUCCAGAUGGUUCAGUCUGUCUUUCUUGGUUGGAUCUCCUUCAUAACUUCUUUCAAGAGCUUCUGAAAAAGCCAUUAAAUCAAUUUCAGUCUGAGCAAGAUGAUUGCCUGGAAGGCUCUCCAUUUUUAUUGAGUUUGUCCAAUGGCGAAUCAUGCUGGAUGCAUUCCAGCCACUUACAAAGACAAGCUGUUUUCCUCUUAUUGCAUUGUUCUUUCAGUUUUAUCCGUCAAAGAGGAGUAAAUGCAGGCCACCGCAAUUGUCCAACUUCAUGCUCGUGUUUUAAGGAAAAUCAAGAUUCAGAGCUAGAUUCAUUCUAUAAAAGAAAAGGAUCACUAGAGCUUUACAAGUGGGUUCAAGCACAUCUUCCUACUGAGAUCUCUAUCAACCAUGAAAUGUACUUGGCGAUAUGUAUGAAUUUCAUGUCAUCUUUCUUGCAGCUAUAUCUUCGUGAGGAUGAUCUAUUGUUUGAAGUCAUGUUGCAAUUGCUUAGCAUAUCAUCUUGUCUCCAGCAACAGUUUGACAUAAAGGAAGCAUUGUAUCAGGAUGUAAAGAAAGAAUUUCUUUUUGAUCUGUUGGACAUUUUUAAUUCCGUGCACCUUUUCCACCUGUUUCUUUCAGAGAUACAUUAUGAUCACCAAGUGCUUCUUGAUUAUCUAAUUUCAAAGGAUACUGGAAUAAGCUGUGCUAAAUAUCUUUUGAGUAGGUGCUUGUGUUUGAUAUGCGACUCAUGGGAUUUAUUUGUGGAAUCUCCAUUAGUUGGAGAAUAUUACAGUAAAUCAUCUUGCAAGAGAAGAAAACUUUCAGGUGAUGGUAUUGAUUUUGUGGCAGAUGAAAUUCCAACAUCAGUUGACAACUAUCGAAGCACCACCUUGCAUAGCAAGAAUUAUGAGAAAGACAUUGAAUAUUGCUUCAAGCAUUAUGAUAUUAAGCCGUUCAAGAAUGCUGCAGAAUGUUUACUGUCAUUGUACAAUUCUAUUGAGAAUCUUCAUCAAAAGGAUUUAUUUCCAUAUAAUCCUGAAGUACUUCUGAAACGUCUCAGAAAAUUUCAAGAGUUCUGCUGGCAGGAGCAGAGGUUUCAUGGAGAGAGAACUGAAAAAUGAUUCAAACAUUGUGUGGAUGUUGUCUGAUCCAUGAAGCUUGGUUAUGUUCGCUAGCACAUUUCUUUACAGUGUCCAUGUCAACUGUGAAUCAUUUCUUCCGCUUCCUGCUGUAAAUCUUCAGGUGCUGCCUCUCUCUUCUUCAGACGCAUGGUUAUCUUUUAAGAGUCGGUCAUCUCUUUCAACAUCAGACGCUUCAUGGGUCUUGGGAUCUCUGUGCAUCGAAUCCCCGGCAUAUUCAGAUUCAGCUUUGAUCCCUCCAUGCAACCCUGCCUUGGCAUAGUUAGAUCGAAAUUGAAAAUUAGGUUAAUGUUUGAUCUGUUUGUGCCAUUUGACCGGCUACUACCACCGAAUUCGAAAGAACUUAUUGUUGCAUAUUGAAAAGGACGAAAAACUCCAACAUUGGAACUUCCGUGAGGCUGCAUCCCUGGAGCUUUGAUAAAGCAAAGACCUUGGUGUAGCAAUGUUUGUUCUAUUGGGCUGCUUCUUAGACUUGAGAGAGAAGUGUGACUAUCAUUAUCCUGUGACCUGUGUUGUGCACCUUUCUACCGUAUCUCCUCUCUGUGCUGCCACGUUUCCUCCAUCUGCUUCACGCCUCUUUCCCCACUGGCAAUUAGAUCUAGACACAACUUACAAGAGGAUCAGAAAAUCUUAGAAGGAUGGAGAGACAUUUCGUGUUAGUUCAUGGAGUUAUGCAUGGAGCAUGGUGUUGGUACAAGGUCGCCACUUUGCUUCAGUCAGUGGGCCAUAAGGUGACAUCUCUAGACAUGGCUGCUUCUGGGAUCCAUCCCAAGCAAGCCAGUGAGGUCAACUCUUACCGAGAAUACGUUGAGCCAUUAACACAGUUCAUGAAGGCUCUUCCCUCGCACGAGAGCGUGAUCCUUGUCGGUCACAGCGCAGGUGGGGGCUGCAUCUCUGUUGCAAUGGAGCAAUUCCCUGAAAAGGUCUCUGUUGCUGCUUUCGUUGCUGCACUCAUGCCAGGUCCAAAUAUCACCUUUGCUGCUCUAACUAAAGAGUUUAUUCAACAACUGGGGAAAGCGCCUAGCAAUGAAAGACCAGAUAAAAAGUUGUCAAGCACAGAAGCUGCCACAUGGCAUGACCUAUCGGGACCAUACAAUCAGCUCUCUCCACCAGAGGAUGUAAUGCUUUCGAAAUCAUCGAUGAGACCCAGCCCCAGUUUCAAUGACUAUGAAUUGUUUGAUAAACAAACCACAUUCACGAAAGAGAAUUUUGGGAAAGUGAGAAGAGUUUAUAUAAUGGGCGACCAAGAUAUGCUGAUGAAGGAAGAUUUUCAGAAGUGGAUGAUUGAACUGCAUCCUCCAAAUGAGUUUAAGAAGAUAGAUGGUUCUGAUCACUUUUUGAUGUUUUCCACACCAAUACAACUAUUUUCAUGCCUCCAAGAUAUAUCGCACAAGUAUUAUUAAAUGAUUAUGCUAUUUGUAUACAAAAAUUCAGUUAUCAAAUUAACUAUUA